Messenger RNA from Oncorhynchus nerka (sockeye salmon), 2870 nucleotides. RefSeq names its product branched chain amino-acid transaminase 2, mitochondrial (gene bcat2). Gene Ontology annotation, cellular component: mitochondrion. NCBI's taxonomy places the organism in Eukaryota, Metazoa, Chordata, Actinopteri, Salmoniformes, Salmonidae. The record is from RefSeq and is a predicted model, not a curated record. Gene Ontology annotation, biological process: L-valine biosynthetic process; L-leucine biosynthetic process. Gene Ontology annotation, molecular function: branched-chain-amino-acid:2-oxoglutarate transaminase activity.
GUCCAAUACGGAACGCACUGCUUAUAGAAUUUGCUCCCACACGGACACAUAUACCAUUCAUUAGCUACGUAGCGGAGAUGGCAGCUCUGAGGACGGCACUUCAUGGACGGUUCAUUCAAGCCUUCCCCUACUCUAUGGGGUCGUUGCGGUUUGCCAGCUCAUUCAAGGCCGCAGACCUCACUAUCGAGCGCAACACUGCGGGGAAGCCCAAGCCAGACCCCGCCUCCCUGGUGUUUGGCAAGCAGUUUUCAGACCACAUGCUGACCAUCUAUUGGUCAGAGAAAGAGGGCUGGAAGGUUCCCCAGAUCAAGCCCUUUCAGAACCUGUCGCUGCACCCUGCCACCUCUGCCCUGCACUACUCCAUAGAGCUGUUUGAGGGCAUGAAGGCGUUCAGAGGGGUGGACAAUCACAUCCGUCUGUUCAGACCCAACCUGAACAUGGAGAGGAUGCACCGCACUGCUGAACGCAGCUGUCUCCCUUUGUUUGAUAAGGUGGAGCUGUUGGAGUGCAUCAGGAAGCUGGUGGAGGUGGACCAGGACUGGGUCCCCUACUCCCUAGACGCCAGCCUCUACAUCAGACCCACCUACAUUGGGAUUGAGCCUUCCCUGGGUGUGUCGAGGGCCAGCCAAGCCCUACUAUUUUGCAUCGUGGGUCCUGUAGGGCCCUACUUUACCACAGGGGCCUUCAGCCCAGUCUCUCUGCUGGCAGACCCAAGCUAUGUCAGGGCCUGGAGAGGGGGCGGAGCCUACAAGAUGGGGGGUAACUAUGGGCCUACUAUAUCAGUGCAGAAUGAGGCCAUAAAGCAGGGCUGUCAGCAGGUCCUGUGGCUGUAUGGAGAGCAGGAGGAGAUCACAGAGGUCGGCACCAUGAACCUCUUCAUCUACUGGACGAAUGAGGGAGGAGAGAGAGAAUUGCUGACUCCUCCUCUAGAUGGCAUCAUUCUCCCAGGAGUCACCAGACAGUCUCUGCUAGACCUGGCCAGAGAAUGGGGAGAGUUCAAAGUGACAGAGCGCACCAUGGGCAUGAAGGAGCUGCUCGGUGCUCUGGACUCAGGCAGGAUUACGGAGGUGUUUGGUGCCGGGACGGCCUGUGUGGUCUGUCCCGUCGGCAGCCUGCUCUACAAAGGGAAGACCUACCAAAUUCCUACAAUGCAGAAUGGUCCAGAUCUGGCCAAGCGAUUCCACAAAGAGCUGACAGACAUGCAGUAUGGCCGGAAACAGAGUGUAUGGGCACCACUGGUUGUUUAAUUGGCAGUUUGCACAUGCCAAUCAUAUCGCGACCAGUCCCCCGCUCCAUCUUCAAGACCAGCAGCUUCAGCACAACCCAUAAUGCACUCCUUCUGAUAGGCUGGCAGAGAUGAACAGGUCACGUCUGUUACUCUUGGGGACUGCGGGGACUUUUAAAGGGAUAGGGUUAGUCUGUCAUUCAAAUGUUGCAACUUGCAUGGAAUACCGACAGUUACACAAUACUGUAUAAGUAAUGCUGUGAAACGGCUGCAGCUUCGGUUCAACCAACCUAGUCUAGUCUGUAUUAGGAACAAAGUCAGUCUUCUUCCUAUUCAGUCCUUUAUCAUACUGUAGCACAGGUUACAGAAGAAAUCGUCCUCCAAGCUUUUUAAUAAACACUACAUGAGAUGGUCUAUAGGGUUGUCCAUGCUAUUGGACACAAACUAUUGUUGUAAUAGUUUAAAUAUGCAAUACACACAACUAUUGUAGGGGAUUACUGGUAAGUUAUUGGUCAUUUGCAAUAUGGGAAUAACUUUUACAGGUACUUAAUAGGAACAAUUGAAUCUGUUAGACAUUUUCACUGGCUGACAUAAGGAAUAUGUUGACUGUAGGAACGGAUCAGAUCAAAACCACGUCACAGGAUUUGUUACUUUCUAAAUAUCACUCUAUAACCUGAGGAAGUAGAAUAUGAUUUAAAAGACUUUUUGUUGUUGUAGAACCUAUGUAUAUCAGGAAUACAAAUGGUUAUACAUACCAUAUUGACACCAGAGGUGCUUUUCAACAAUCUCCUAGAAAUGAGUUUACACUGACCUUAGUUUGAUUUAAGUCAAGUGUGUGACUGAGCAGAAGAAAGUCAGUCAAGUGAUCGUGUGUCUUUCUGGAUUGGAAAGAUGCCACUAAGAAAGUGAUGUUGAAAAGAUUGAGAUUAAAAUGGAAAGGUCCAAGUGAACUCAAGCAUACACAAAGAGGUUAGCUAUAGUUACAUGAUGUACUUAAGCAAUAAGGCCCGAGGUAUAUGGCCAAUAUACCAUGGCUAAAGGCUGUUCAUAUGCGCAUUGCGGAGUGCCUGGACUCAACCCUAAGCCGUGGUAUAUUGGCCAUAUACCACAAACCCGAGGUGCCGUAUUGCUAUUAUAAACUGGUUACCAACUUAAUUAGAGCAGUAAAAAUACAUGUUUUGUCAUACCCGUGGUAUACGGUCUGAUAAACCACGGCUGUCAGCCAACCAGUUUAUAAUGUAGACUUCAGAGUACGAGAGAGACCACGUUCAAUAGAUGCUAUAGACUGUGACUUCUGCACUAGGUUGUGUGUAAUCAUUAUGUAAACUUAAGGUAACAAUGAGUAGUUAUUUUUUUGUCUGUGGGUUUUUCUUGUCAAUUGGAACAACAGUCUUCCCAAUUAUUAACUGUAUAUCCAGGUUUAUGUCCUCAUCCUGCUGCUUUCCUUUCUAUUAAUGUAUUUGCCUCUUUCAUAUCGCUUGGUUUUCUCCAUUCCUCCCUAAGUGCCUGACCGGGUGUGUGGACUGUCGUUGUCCUGUGGAUCUAACUUGUUUUUAGUUGUUGCACUAGGCUAUCCUGCUGGAUCUUUGUGUUUUUGUUGUGGGACAUUGUUACUAGAUUUUUACAAUAAACUCCAUCUGUGGUC